Molecule: messenger RNA, 2116 nt
Organism: Rubroshorea leprosula
Lineage: Eukaryota; Viridiplantae; Streptophyta; Magnoliopsida; Malvales; Dipterocarpaceae
Source: the annotation of a GenBank genome assembly
ACUCAUUCCUUCUUCCUCCACCACCUACUCUCUCCUCCAAAUUCCAUGGCCAAGAAUUCACUUGAAUAAUUCCCUUCGUAUCCCCUCCUCCUAAAGCCGUUUCUCACAGUCAUGACUCCCUUUUCUUGUUCCUCCUCCACCAGGACUAAUCGUCAUUUCUAUCUACUUAAACACCGGUAUAUUGAACCCCAACUGCCCAAGAAAGAGACCCUUUUCUUCAAAACUCACAAGCUUCCACCCAAACCUUAUCUUCCACUUUUGAGCUUGAAGAAUUCUAAAAACUCUAACCCUUUUGCUGGUACAUCUUCCCUUGCAGAUGCAGAAGGUGGGGAAGAACAAAAAGAAGGAACCAAUGAGGAGAAGUAUCAGGGGAAUGCCAAAGCAGAGGAGGGUGACUUGCCUGGAAUGGCUCAAGCCUUUAAUAUAUCUUCCAAAACAGCCUCUGCUAUAUCAGUAGGCAUAGCGUUUGCAGCUCUGAUUUUGCCACUUUUCAUGAAGUCUCUGAGUCAAGGACUUGGUUUGAAGACUAAACUUCUAUCUUAUGCGACCCUGUUGUUUGGAUUUUACAUGGCUUGGAAUAUUGGAGCCAAUGAUGUGGCUAAUGCCAUGGGGACUUCGGUUGGAUCAGGGGCGUUGUCACUGCCUCAGGCAGUGUUAACUGCUGCGAUUUUGGAGUUCUCCGGGGCGCUGUUGAUGGGGACUCAUGUGACUAGUACAAUGCAGAAGGGGAUUCUGGUAAUGGAUGUGUUUCAAGGGAAGAAUACAUUGCUUUUUGCAGGGCUGCUCUCUUCUUUAGCUGCUGCUGGUACUUGGUUACAGGUUUCGUCCUACUAUGGUUGGCCCGUCUCCACAACUCACUGUAUAGUAGGAUCAAUGGUAGGAUUUGGCCUUGUUUAUGGUGGAUCUGGUGCCGUGUUCUGGGGCUCCCUAGCAAGGGUGGCUUCAUCUUGGGUGUUCUCACCAGUCCUGGGAGCAUUGAUGUCUUUUAUUGUAUACAAAUGCAUCCGCAGAUUUGUUUACAGUGCUCCAAAUCCCGGCCAAGCUGCAGCGGCGGCUGCCCCAAUAGCCGUUUUUUUGGGUGUCACUGGAAUAUCAUUUGCAGCCUUUCCUCUGAGCAACAGCUUGCCUGUGUCUCUUGCCCAAGCUUUGGCAUAUGGAGCAGCCGGAGCGAUCAUAGUUUAUAGAAUCAUAAAACAACAGCUAGGUCAUCUGCUCAUUAAAUCCGCUUCAACAGAACAAGAUACUAAAGAGAACACAGUUGAGACUAAAAACCUUGGAUUUCUUUCAGAAGUUGCAGGCCCCAAAGGCACCCAGUUAGAAAUAGUUUAUGGAGUUUUUGGAUACAUGCAGGUCCUCUCUGCAUGCUUCAUGUCCUUUGCUCACGGUGGAAAUGAUGUUUCCAACGCAAUAGGCCCUCUGGCUGCUGCAUUGUCCAUUCUUCAUGGUGGUGCCAGCGGGACAGAGAUUGUGAUUCCUACAGACGUUCUCGCAUGGGGAGGGUUCGGCAUUGUUGCUGGGGUCAUGAUGUGGGGAUACAGAGUGAUAGCCACAAUAGGGAAGAAGAUAACAGAGCUAACCCCAACAAGAGGGUUUGCAGCUGAGUUUGCUGCAGCUUCUGUGGUUCUGUUUGCAUCAAAGCUUGGAUUGCCAAUCUCAGCGACACAUACUCUGGUUGGAGCAGUCAUGGGGGUAGGGUUUGCAAGGGGACUGAACAGCGUUAGAGCAGAAACAGUGAAGGAAAUUGUGGCUUCCUGGGCUGUGACAAUUCCAGUUGGGGCAACUUUUGCAGUUUUCUACACAUGGAUCUUGACUAAGCUUUUGUCACAUAUAUUAUGAGUACAAAUUUAAUAGGUGAAAAUGAACAGCUUGAAUGUCUAUGAUGAAUUGAAAUUACCCAUCCUUUUUUCUUCCUUUCGCUAUUGUGGGAUUUUUAUGUCCUUUUCUAGCUGAGAUGAUUUCCUCAAAGUGGAAAUCACCAAAUUCAUAUUUUGGAUUUGAGACGACAGCAGCUGUUUUUACUUUUGGAAUUUGAGAGGAUAAACAAUGGUUUUACCUCGCCUUUUUAUGCUAAAUUUUCAUGCUUUUUUUUCUUUUUUAACAAAUGUACUUGACACGU